GUGAUCCUGUUCAUCAGUUUCUUGCGUGCUCUCUCUAUUCAUGGCUUUUUCUUCUCUCACUUGGAAGCAUGAUAUCUUCCCGAGCUUCCGUGGAGAAGACGUGCGCAAAAACUUUCUUAGUCACUUACUGGUAAAGCUCGAAAGCAAAGGAAUCAGACCGUUCAUUGAUAAUGACAUUCAGCGAGGCCAGUCUAUCGGUCCGGAGCUCGUACAAGCAAUCAGAGAAUCAAGGGUUGCUAUUGUCUUGCUAUCCCGUAACUACGCUUCUUCAAGCUGGUGUUUGGAUGAGUUAGUGGAAAUCAUGAAGGGAAGGAAAAAGGAGCCAGAUGAGUUGGAGGAAAUACAGAAGGGCAGAGAAAGGGAUCAACAAACAGUGAUACCUAUUUUCUACCAAGUGGAUCCAUCUGAUGUUAGGAACCAGACUGGAGCUUUCUGAGAGGCCUUUGCCAAAACCUGUGAGGGAAAAACAGAUGAGGUGAAGCAGGCAUGGAGGCAAGCUUUGAAGGCUAUCGCCAGUAUCGCUGGUUAUCACUCUCGCAACUGG
This is a messenger RNA of Brassica oleracea var. oleracea, 544 nucleotides long. RefSeq names its product putative disease resistance protein At4g11170. Gene Ontology annotation, biological process: signal transduction. The record is from RefSeq and is a predicted model, not a curated record. The transcript has a single exon. Lineage: Eukaryota; Viridiplantae; Streptophyta; Magnoliopsida; Brassicales; Brassicaceae. Bases 41 to 436 code for a protein of 131 amino acids.